UAGAGACAAGUGGACUUUGCCAAGCAUUUGGCGUAAACUUUCCUUAAAAUUAUCCUGUGUCCUUUGUUAAAACAAGGACAUGGGUAAAGGAAAGAAGAAAAAAGUUUUAUGUUUAUUUUUAAAACCAUUUUAGUUGUAUAGGUUGUUGUAAACCACAUUUAAAUGAAGAAAAACUGUUUUGUUUUGAAMUAACGUUUGGACAAAAUGGCUGCCGCUAGCUCGUCACUCAAGUUGAAUUGGCUGGACCACUUUGACUCUGCAUGGGCGAAUGAGGAUUCUGAAGCUGUAGUKACACGAAAAGGAGUUAUCUCAAUGUAUGAAAAGCUGCUUUCGAACAAAGAGGCCGUUGCUAUUCUUCAAUCGCCUCUUCAACUUCGAGGACCUUUACUGCCAGAUUUUGAACGAGGGAUAGCGUCUUUAAAUGAGCAAGAUCAGUACUUGAACGAUCUGUUGUCGAGCCAGUUAACGUUAGCAAGGACUGUCAGCUCAGAUUCACCUUUUUAUUCGACUCUACGACGUCGUCUUGCAAUUUUACAAAGGAUUUUUUGCGCUGUUUCUGCAAAAUUUCACAACAAAGGAAAACAGACUUUUUAUUCAAACACUGGUUACAACUCCCGAGAUCAAAGUCAAACAAAGUCGAAGCCGAGUGAUGCUAUCAGCGGUAAAGAUAUACUAAUAGAAAUGGGAAUCAAAACAGGGCUUUCUCUACUCUUUUCGCUUCUACGUCAGUCGUGGUGCAACGGACAAGGGACAUUGUGUAACGAUGUUUUGGCCACAGCUAUGUCCGUUUUGUCAUCUCUCCCACCACUGUCAUUAUCAGUGGACUCUAAAAUACCCGACCUGGGUCUAUCUUCUUUGACACAGAUUACAGAUUUCUUAAAAACAACAGUAACAGCGCAGACUGCAGUUGAUUAUAACGGAAGAAGGCUCAGCUGCGAGAUUUUACUAAGAUUAGGAGUCCAAAGAGGGUCGUUACUAUGUUUAUUGGAGUGGAUCGAAAUGGCGCUCAUGUUGGAUUGUGGACAAASUACAAAAGACGGCAACARUUCUGAAAAUAUUAUAGGCUUGUCCAGGRAAUGCUUGCAAGAUGUUUGUCAGCAGAUGAGGAAAAAUACGAAUGUCCAUUUGGAAGUUACCGGAGGAUCCCAGGAUGAUAGAGAGACUAGUCUCGAUGAGCCUGAGACCAACCUUCAUCUAGAACCAGAUCAAGAAACAGGACUUAUACCUCUGCACCAAGCAGCUCUUUAUCUCUUGAACCAGAUAACCAGCCUUGCUGAGUGCUAUGCCCAGACAUCAAUCAAGAAUGGAUCAAACAGUGAUGUAGGGUUCAGCAAUGGCUUCAGUACAAACGAUGAGGUGUUUGUUUGGGGCAGCAACAGCAGCCAUCAACUGGCUGAGGGAAGUAUGGACAARAUUCUCAUCCCUAAAGUAGCAUCGUCAUUUGGCAAUGCCCAACAGGUUGAAGCAGGACAAUACUGUACUUUUGCUAUUUUUCCUGAUGGAUUUCUGCAUGCUUGUGGAAAGGGGAGUUAUGGAAGGCUUGGAUUAGGAGACUCAACCAAUCAAGCACAACUUAAAAGAGUUAGUUUUGACACAGACUGCGUGAUUAAGCGAGUGGCAUCGUCAAAAGGUUCUGAUGGUCAUACAUUAGCUUUGACAAUCGAUGGUAAAGUGUUCAGCUGGGGAGAUGGUGAUUAUGGUAAAUUAGGUCAUGGUAACAGCCAGACACAGAAAGUACCAAAAAUUAUAGAAGGAGUUCUUGCAAAUAAGAUUGUUUCAAGUGUUGCYGCUGGGUACAGACACAGUGCCGCUGUGACRGAAGAUGGGGAAUUAUACACCUGGGGUGAAGGAGACUAUGGAAGGCUUGGMCAUGGAGACAACAAUAGUAGGAAUAUCCCAGUUCAAGUGAAAGAUGUAACCAGYAUUGGACAAGUAGCGUGUGGCAGUGCUCAUACUGUCUGUGUGUCCAUGGAUGGAUCGACUGUCUGGUCAUUUGGUAGCGGAGACAAUGGUAAACUUGGUCAUGGCGAUACCAACAGAGUUUAUAAACCAAAGAUCAUUGAAGGGUUACAAGGAAUGAUUAUUCGUAAAGUUUGCUGUGGAAGUCAGUGCAGUUUAGCCCUAACAAAUACUGGACAGGUGUAUGCAUGGGGAUGUGGUCCGUGUCUUGGUACAGGGUCAGUAGAUGCAACCUCUGCUAGGCCAAAACUAAUAGCAGGUCUUCAGCCAUUCCAUAUUGUAGACAUUGCUGUAGGUGAUAGUCAUUGUGCUGUCCUAACAAGAGAAAAUGAAGUCUAUGCAUGGGGUAACAACUCAAUGGGACAGUGUGGACAAGGGCAUUGUACCACGCCCAUCACCAAGCCAAAAAAGGUCCUUGGUCUUGAUGGUGUAGCUGUCCAUCAAAUCAGUGCAGGGACAUCGCACACUAUUGCCUGGACUGCCCUGCCAUUAGAUAGGCAAGUKAUUUCAUGGUUCAGAGCCUACUGUGUUGACCUCAAGCAAUCAACAUUUGGGUCAUUACAAAAAUUCCUGGAAAGAUUUUGUCCAGAAUUGCACCAGAGUCCAGACCAGUCAAUACCACCAUUUUCCAGUAUAAGUGAACACCACAUAUUUGUACUCCUCUGUCUCAAGCUGCUAUCAGUACAUUUAUCUCUUGCUGUUGCUGCUGGUGCUUCUUCCAGUGUYCUUGGUUCUUAUACACGUCCGCUGCGCAAACUACUGUUCAAACUACUGGAUGCAUCAGUGUCUGAUGAGAUACAGGAGGCUGUUAAUGAAGCUCUCUCUGUUGGUGCAUCUCUCUUGCUUCCUCCUUUACCAGAGAGAAUGGAAGUGCUGCACUCAUUGCUGCCUCAGGGACCAGACAGUUGGGAAUCACUCUCUUAUGGAGAGCGUAAACAACUUGGUAUCAUACUAAACAGUAUGCAAGACCACACCCAUGUAGCAUCGCUUCUUGGAUUCUCAUUCUUAUCUAAAGAAGAUCCUCUUAGUAUUGAUACAGCUCAACCAUGUAUCAAAGAUAACACAGAAAUGGCUGAAAUACUCAUGAAAAUGUUGCUCAGAAAUCUAACUUUCCACACAGAGAAAUGUCUGUUAGAAUUAGAGAAGCCAGGAACACCUCACAGUGGCACACAAGGAAUUUCCAAAGAAGCCCCACCCAUCCACAUAAGACAGCUGCUGUUGYUGUUGCAAAAACAUCUGUUUGCCUACUGCCAGAGCAGUGCYAUUAAUGACAAUCCUACUAGCUUUAAUUCRGCUGUWAAGUUACUGCAGUGUCAUCUGUCUUUGUAUUUGCCAUGUGCCGGUGAUAUCUUGGUUACCGUUCAUGAAGUGUUAGUAAGACAAGGAAGUUCACAUCUAAGAGAGAAAAUCCAUGGUAUAUUAUACAACUCACCUGCUGGRUCCAUGUUGUCCUUGGUCUUCUAUUCCCUUAUGUUAAUGCCCUUUGAUUCUGUAAGACCUAUUCUACCUGUCUGUAUUGAGUUGCUACCUAUCCUGGAUCGAUUGAACAGAAUACUCCCAGCUGCAGCAGUGAUGGAGGAACAUGAAUUAGAAUGGCCUGUUUUGGGUACCCCUCAGAAUAUUGACCCUGCAGCUUUGCCUCUGCCACAGCCUGCACAAUCAUGGGCUUGGCUUGUUGAUCUUCAAAGGACAUGUGCUUUGUUUGUUGGGCGUGUCCUUGGCAGYAUGUUGAUAGGGCCGUUGUUGUCAAAGAGCGAAAGUGAUUGUGAAAAAUGGCUGAAUUCUCCAUUGUUGAACUAUGGUCUUGAGAAUAGAGAUCCCCCUUUAGAAAAGUUCAUGGCCAGCUCGCUGCCCUCUAUAUUUGAUUCCAUCGAGAAUACCAGAGCAAGUGUCCCCCCUGAUUUAAUCUUCCUCCUUGACCUGGCUCAGGGACCUGUUAUUGAAGCUGCUGAGAGUGUGUUAAAGCUAUUGUACGGCUUUGGAAAAUUCCAGGAACUUUAUGCAACAGAAGCMUCAGAUAUCCAGCUACUGGAUGCAGCCACAAGGUUUGCCUUUGCAGCAGUAUUGAAGCACUGUGGACUGUUGCCUGUUGCACUWCAGAAGACAAAGUCCAAAGAGAUGACAGAGGCUUAUAAGAGUGUGGGUUCAUUACGAAGAUUUCUCCUUAGUUUAAAGUCAGGUCAUGGAAGUGCAAGUUCUAUGUUGAGCUCUCCAACCAUUGAUCAUCCUGGUCAGWCAGUCAGCCUUCAGUCAAACCAGAGCGAUGAUAAUUCUCUACCUAGCCGAGAGAUGAGUCAAGAUGCCAUGAAUGAUCAAUUCUUCUCUGAUGCAUGUAUAAGUAUCAUACAACGUUGUUUAUUCCUAAUCCUCUACAUUCGAUCUGCAUUUCCWCUUGACCAAGAAACACUCACCAUCAUAGCCACUACUAACAGUGUUGUUAAUGAAUCCUCACCUGACCCUGUACCAAUGGAUAGUGCACUACAUAUUAACAUUGAUGACACAGCAGAGAGCACACCAGUGACUGUCUCACCGGUACUCAGUCCUAUGCAUAGCCCUAGAAGUGAAAGRAGUGAGGAUGAAACAGCUUCUCAGUUCCCCUCGUCAAGAAACGAAGAAGAUGAAAAGAAAAGACUAGAGGCUGUUAAAGAAGCCCUUCGACGCAUGCGCCACAGGAGAGAAAGGUUUGCCUUGUAUCAUGGCAAAGGCAGUGCACGCAAUCCUCCCAAGUCCUCUUCCACAGUAAAGAUGAUUGCGACCAGUGUUGUUGACUUUAUAACACAGGGAUUUAAAGGUCAUGAUGSACAGACUGGACACUCUGGACAGUUAUGUUCAGCCCCAGCUGUAGUGUUUAAUGCCAUGCAAUGUCAGCAGCAUAGAGGGGAGUUACGUUUAGAAGCUUUGAAUUACAUUCUUACAUUACUUGACCCAAAUGACAAGACCAAGACACACUCACAAGUCAGCCUCAAAUCACUUCUCUUAUCAAGUCGACUCCAGCUUCUCUCUGGUGCCUUYGGACURGAAGGACUGGGYUCUAGUCACCAGGAACUCAGUGAACAUGUCCAUACUCUACAUUAUCAGGAUGACAUCAAAGCUACUUCUACUAAGCUGCAAGAAUCCAUUCAAUCCUGUGUCCAUCGUUUGUAUACUCAUCUUGUCAACAUGCUGCAAGAAGACAAUGGAGACUCUAGCAAUAGAAAAGGUGCUAAGCAACGUCAACAGCUACAAACCAUAUUUGCACUGGGUAACAAACUUCAACCUGCCGACAUCUCACUGGCUGUUACAAGUCAUCUACCAUCAAUAUUAUAUGGUAUGUGCAGUCAUGGUCUUACUGCAGCACAGCCCAGUCCAUACCAAACUACACAGUCCAAUGGAAAGUCCAUGUUACCUGUGAUUCUCCAGGUUGCCAGUAGUAGAUUGUUACAGAUCAUUGCUGUUACUGUUGGUGAGCAUGCUGACAAACUGUCUGAUGACGUUGUCAAUUGCAUGGUUAAUCUUCACUUCAAACAACUGGAGACACUUAUAAACAGCUCAAGAAGCUUGUCUGUCAAGAGCUCAACAACUACUGUUACUGAUGCCGACGAAUCUGCAUUUAUUGCAAGUGAAGACAGGCGAAUWGCCGAGACAGCGCUUUGUGACUUCUUGGUCUUUUUGAGAAGAUUUUCAACAUCCAAGGCUGCCUGUACCAAGAUGGUGACCAAAGCUUGGCUGGAUGUAUUACUGAGCAUCAUUGCCGUCARURCAAAACCUGAAGAAGAAACCUUUGUCCUGUCAAUGAGAACAAGAAUGUUAACYAUUAACUUACUGGAAAUAAUCUUACCYGUUUGUAUGUCAGAACGUGAUAGUGACCUCAUGACUGCAGUAACUCGGCAGCUGUUCUACCUGGCAGCCCAGUACAUGUGGUCAUCGUCAUCGUUAGCGAAUACUGUGUCCUGUGAAGAUGAUGUACCUCAGGGUACAGAGAAGGUACCRCUUAAAGACGUCCACUUUGAUCGUGAUAGACUUCUGGGUUGUGCUGUGGAAAAUGGUAACACUUUAGUACACAAUGGGUCCAGGAGGGGUUAUGGUCUUGCUGGUAUUGGUAUCAAAUCUGGACUGUAUGAAUGGAAGUUCCAUAUUACUAAAGAGAACCGCGGUAACGAAGGAACGUGUGUGGGUGUGGCACGUUACCCCAUUACCGAUGACAGUCACCGUACAACCCGUGACAUGUGGCUUUACCGUGCAUACAGUGGUAACCUAUACCAUAAUGGUGAACAAUCUUUAACCCUACCAGGGUACACACAGGGAGAUUAUAUUAUAUGCGUACUGGAUAUGGAAGCUGGGACAUUGUCACUCGGAAAGAAUGGAGAGGAACUUCGCGUUGCCUUUGAUGGUAUUGAUGCAAAAGAAGUCUAUCCUUGUGCAAUGUUUUAUAGUAAUACACCUGGAGAAAAGGUUACGAUCACAGACAUGUAUAUGAAAAGUGCUCCAAGGGACCUUCAUCCUGGUAGUCCCAUGUGUGCCCCAUUACCAGCAGUUCUGUGUGAGGCCCUAGUGUCCUUAAUAAGGACAUUACAUUGUAAUGAAGAGUGGGAAUCCUUUGUUAAUCAAUGUAUAGUAGAUGGGAUUAAUGCUCUCAGAGAUUCAGAUGCUUUCAAAGAUAAUGAACAAGAUAUGUCUGCAUCACGCACAAGCUUACUUGACAGUGAAACUCAUGUUUGUUACGUUGUAUGGCCUGCCCUAGCCGUCAUAGGCGGCGUUGACUGUGGUUUACGUGUAGGAGGCCGCUGUGUUGAUAGGAGUACUGGUAAAGAGGGAACCAUCUUGGGCGUGGCCAAUGAAGGGAGAAAGAUCGUGAAAGUUCAGUGGGAUGAAGGCGACAACUAUGUCAGUGAUACACUUAUCAGCAAUCUGGAUCACAUUGAACCACGCAAGUUUGACGCCACAAGACUAGGAAACCUCUCACCAGAGAUGUUCUCCGAUUUGCUGCUCUUAACUGGACUCCUGGACGAUAAACAUGUAUCCCCUUCAAGGUCAUCAUCUCAUAUAAGUGCCUCAUUACAAGAAACUGAAGUCUCCCCUGAAUGUCUAGUCUCCUUAGAAGACGAUACGUAUGAAAAAAACGAACUCAAAGACGCAAGUGAGGUGGUUCAAAAACGAUGUGCUUCAGACACAGAUCUACUGCAUAACACGGACGAUAAGCGGACUGCAAGCAUGCCUGAAUUAUCUUUAUAUACUACAAAGUCAACCACAGGAUCAAAGACAUCUCUGGCAUCAUCGUACUCGGAGCGUAGUACAUCAAGCUAUGUUGGGUCUCUACACGACCUUAUUGAGUCAAUUAUUAGUUUCAGUGCCCUGAAGGCUUUAGUGGUGAUUAUUAAGUCCAAUAAGUUCCUUAAUAACCUAUUGUUAUUCCAAACUAUCGAGUCGUUAACUAAAUCUAAUACUUGUAAAGAUGUUGAUGGGAUAUCGUCCAACGAGCAUGUUGACCCAAAGGAACUUCAUGGCAUAGAAUGCCUUGACGAGUCCAUGAUGGCGGUGUUACGUUCUGUUAUGGCUUGCAUGGUGAAAUGUUCGAUACUUCCUUCACCCAUCAAGCAGAUUGUCAGGGUUGGGGAGCUUGAGAGAGCACAGACUGUACUCCUCAACCAGGCUCUUACUGGGUCAGAAAAGACUGAUGAUGCUGAUGACGAAAAGAAAUUAGAUGAAUCUCAAGAAGAAUUGAAAGAGGUGACCGAAACAGCAUCAGGCCGAGCAAGCUAUGAUACCGACAGCUCGAUUCCAAUGGCUGAUCCAUUACCCGACACAAGCAGGUCAAGUACAGCGACCUCUAUCAUGGAAACACCCACCUCAGACCAGCAAAGCAGUCCUAUUGCCAGCACACUAAUAUCUGCUCCAACGCUAUUAGAUUCAACCAAUCCUACUGAAACAAUGCCACGGAUAAUCGAUAGUACUACGUUUGAGCAAAGAAGCUUAGAAUCAGGUCAAAUCGAUACAAUGUCGGCAAGUACCGAUGCUUCCGUUACCCCACCAACGACGCUCCCACAAGUGCUUCGUGAUGUCGCCGCUAUGUCGUCGUUACCUGGUUUUUCUCUGCCGUUACUUGAGAUGGGAUUUUCCCACCGUCAUGUCCUACAUGCUAUGCAAGCUACUGGAAUACGACAAGGCGCAGAUACUAGGCGUAUUAAUGAGUUGGUCACGUGGUUGCUAGAGCACCCGGUGUCUGAUGAUGAGGGCGACACUGAAAUAAAUGAUGACGAUGAAGUACCGAUUCUUUCCAGCCAUCACAUUGCAGAACCAGAGGAAGCGACUGCUCAAAUACUUGCAGAUGAGAUUCGUACAGCAAGCUCUACUACAAGUCCACAAGAACCAUCACCAGAGAACUUAUAUACAUUAGACAUGGAUCUUGAUGACAGUGAUUUUGAACAAGGAUCCGAUAGGGAAUUACGUGGUCUAUUUUUUCCUGAGCUUGCCAAUCAAGCUGAACAAGAAACUCUCACCUGUGAAAUCUGCCAGGCGUCAGUGGUUCACUUCAAUCGUCAUAUGCGCACUCAACAUCCUGGGUGUGGCGGGAAUGCCAGUCGUCAUGGAUACCGUAGUGAUGGCGUCUACACGGAUGGCUGGUUUGGSGGGAUUUGCGGUACUGGACUGUCGUACUAUUUGCUCUGUCCUGAGUGUAGAGAAAGAUACCUUGCUAAGGCGGAAGAAGCUAGAGCACUUGCUGCUUUAAAGGGAUGCAACAUUUCAUACCGUGAUGCCAAGCAACUUAUCGAGGCUCCAGAUUUGCUAGGACCACUAGACUCGUUGACAAAUGUGAAUGAGCCAAGAUCCGAAGGCACCAAGUCMCGAAUUAACCCAACCAUCUACGAUGACAUCAUGUCAUCCCUUGGCCUYACCGAUUGUAAAUUAGUCCCUUCCCCCGUCAUAUUUGAACAAGAAGACCCCCUGGGAAUCAAAGURGUCAGCCGUGAUCCGACUUUUGAUCUGACCAUGCGCGUCGACAAGGRCAAACCUGACAUGUCCAGACUUCCCAGAAGAACUUUAGGCGAGCAGGCCUUUGUUAUUACAUCUAUGCAUGAUAGAGCACUUGCUUUGAAGCGUAUUACAGUAGCAGCUCAGAUCUCGCUGUCUAGAGACCUGGUUCUUAACAUGGUGCAUUUGUUAGCACAGUGCCCAGAGUUUGCUGUCUUGGCUAAUGGUUUGAAGACUCUAGGUCUUGGUGAUACUAAAAUCCUUGUUAGUCUCAUGAGGCUUGUAGCUGCCGGCAGGAUUUGUGUAUCGGGUUCAUGUAAGCCUGAUGUUGAUGAUACUAAGGCGAGAUCCAACCAAAGUCUAAAAGACUURAGCAAAGCGGUGUGUGCUUUAGCUACCGAUGAUCAAACCUCAGCUCGUCUUCUUUUGAAYCUSUGUGUCAGGGACUUAAUGACGUCUGCAACUGGCAAAGCCACYUUAAAGAAAUCCAUCGACAAGCCUUCUAAAAAGCGUGGAAUACAUUUACCUCGCUCAUCCACUGACUAUGACCCGUCGUCUUCAGACCAAAGGGCUUUGUCUCUGCCAAGUUUUGUGGUAACCCAGGCUUUAGUAGACUUACUAGCAGAAGCUGGAGGUAAAUAUUCAGGUCCAUCAAGAGGSCCUGUAAAAGAAUCUACUGUCCCUCUCCCCCUCGUUAAUGCACUGUCUGGAUGUUGUCUAUCUACGUACCUCCCCUCCCCCCAUAGGAAAUGGGCUGCUAUUGAGCUGGUUAGRACAYUGGCAUAUAGAAGCAAACUACGAAUUGCUGAACAACCAAAGGAAAUCUCGGCYGACAUGGAUGGCGAUAUCCCACAAUGCCCCAAAAUCAAAUUAAAAGCRCACUCAAGUGAGGUCAAACACUGCGCAUGGAAUGCUACCAAGAGUCUGCUGGCCACAAGUGGAUUGGAUGGCGUUAUUAAUGUAUGGAACAUGACGUCCAAAGGUCAUACUAUACUGCAACAGUCAUACACWUUCACCUUCUCACAUGAAGAAGAACGAAGCUCUACUCCAGACUUGAGAGAAAUUGAGUGCGUCUGCUUUAACGCAAAUGGAAAGYUAUUGGCUGGAGCUGUAGAGAACUUAGUAAAUAUCUGGACGUUAUCUGGUAACCACGGUAACUUGAAUAAACAUCCUCACCACAUCACUUGCAUGACGUGGCCGAUAUCACGUGGUUUCAUGGAAAGUCACGUGACCACUAUGGACAAUCUGCUCGUGGGUCGUAUUGACGGCAGUCUAGCUGUGGUGGAAGUGUUUGACAAGAGCUCCAUGGCUCGCGUCGAGCUUGAACACUGCUCUAGAAAAAAUCCWGUAUGUCGAGUCAGCUGGUACGAUGACAGUAACAGUUUUGCUGCUGGUUUUAUGGACGGAGUCGUUUGUCUGGCUAAGAAAGAUCCAAGCGAAGCUGUCAAGAUGGUCCCGGCUCACCAGAGCAUGAUUAUCGGUUUACAAUUCGAUAAAACUGGCAUGGCGCUGAUCUCUUGUGCAGAGAAUGAACCAGUGAAGGUCUGGUAUGAGGUUGACGAUGGAGUUAUUCUGCAACACAUAUUUGAGUUGUCCAGCUCUCCUGUGUCGAGUUUUUGCUGGUUUGAAACUCAAGGCAGUGAUGAUGGUGUUGGAGCAAUCGCACUUGGUGGGUCUGACGGAACAGUAAGCGUCUACAAAGUUCCACGUCCUCUCGAAAAAGAAUCCAUCAAAAAGCUAAUGGCGAACUUCAAACGUGUGGGAUCAGACGACACCCCGAUCAUGCGCAGUACGUCAUCUCACAGUGUUGACAGCGUGCCUGCAAUUCCAAAAAGAAACACUUCACCCAAGUUGAACUCUAAACCAGAGCGCUGGUGUCGAGUUUUCCUCUACAGCGACAUCAUAGAAGCACUAGGAAAGAAUAACAGAAGCUUGUCGGGCUCGCAACAGAGUUUACAUCAGGAUUUCUCGUGCUACAAGGGCUGCUUAUGUCUAUUUGAGGUCAAAGGCCACGACUCCCUUGUGUCUUCGUUGUCGUUCUGUCCUUCGGGSGUUUUCAUGGCAUCGUGUUGUGAAAAAGGCUUAGUUAAUAUAUGGUCUAUCCAGGACGGCGUAAUAGCUCAGACUUAUCAAGAAAACGGCUCAGCAAUGAGCAUGGUGUGGACAGGUGAACAUGGUGUCACGACAUCCUUCAAGGACUCCAAGGACCCAGUUCUCUUAAAGUUCAACAUUGACUGGUACAAAAGACACAGAAUAGUGGCCUGGGCACGAGAGAAACUCAGAAUGCAAGGCAUUUCGGGAUUGAGUGAUUCUGUUUGCUUUCGAAGCCUGCUCGAGAGAUUGCCCAACCUUUUACAAGACCAAUACAACUACGAAAAGGCCACGCUAAGCCGCGGAGACCAACUGGUUCAUAGUUCGUUCCUCCAAUCAUUUGCUGCAUUGGUCGUKGCUUUAGACCUUGACAACGUGCUUUGCCACGCCCUGUCCACAAGCCUGACUUCAGUUUGUCAUCCUAGUGACAUUCUAUCAGAAUGGGCAUGGCUGAAAACCUUCUGUGUGGCUGUGCGCUCAGCGGACGCCUUGACGUUUAGAGAUGUCUUUCAUAGUAGUUUUACUGUUCCUAAUGAGGAGAAGAUYAGCGAAGAUGAACCUUACCAACCCCUGGACAAUACGGCUUGGAGUCUUACCAUGGACGAACAAGUUAUGACCUGGGCCAUGCAAAGACCCGAACAGUGGGAGACUGGCGGCAAAUGUGAUGCGUACCUUUGGGGGGGAGGGAGACAUGGACAACUUGCAGAGACAGGUCGAGGAGUGAACGUUCCUACCAUUACCAAGUCAUUUUCAAAGGCUAAUCAGAUUAUAUGUGGUCAGAAUUGUACAUUUGAACUGCAAACAAAUGGCACAGCAUUAGCCUGUGGCGAGGGAAGUUAUGGAAGACUGGGAAUGGGGAAUUCGGAUGAUCUGCUUGUUUUGACACCAGUUGCAGCAUUACAAGGUUAUGUUGUGAUCCAGCUGGCCACAUCGUGUGGUUCCGAUGGCCAUUCCUUAGCAUUGACAGAAAGUGGUGAGGUGUUUAGCUGGGGUGACGGCGACUAUGGCAAGCUUGGUCAUGGUAAUAGCGAUCGACAAAGACGACCAAGACAGAUCGAAGCUCUACGAGGACAGGAAGUCAUCAAUCUUUCUUGUGGUUUCAAGCACUCUGCUGUAGUCACUUCCGAUGGUAAGCUGUUYACAUUUGGUAACGGUGAUUAUGGUAGGCUYGGACACGGCAGCUCUGUCAACAAGAAGACGCCUGAACGUGUAAUGUCCCUUGAAAAACAUGCAAUUGGACAGGUUGCCUGUGGACUGAACCACACCCUUACAGUAUCUUCCGACGGUAACACGGUUUGGGCAUUUGGCGAUGGGGACUACGGUAAAUUAGGUUUAGGAAGUUCCACAGCAAAGACCUCACCUCAGGUCAUUGAAGCUCUUAAUGGCAUUGGAAUCAAGAAAGUCUGUUGUGGAACACAGUUCUCUGUGGUAUUGUCAAAAGAUGGGAGGCUUUUUUCAUUUGGGCAAGAACGUUUGAUCGGUCAACCAGAAGGACGAUUACGUGGUCCCAGCAAACCCCAACAAAUCCUUGCUCUUUCGUCUCACUUUGUCGACGAUGUUGUCGUSGGUGCYGAGCACACACUGGCUUUAACAAGUACCGGUGAGGUGUGGGGGUGGGGGUCRAACGUUGACGGUCARCUUGGUCUUGGAAAUAGCGUGACGCACCGCGAACCAUGUCUGAUACAGGAUCUUAAAGGAAAAAACGUACGACAGAUCUCCGCUGGUCGAAACCACAGUGCUGCGUGGACUGCACCACCACCGCAGACCCGUACCCCUGGGUCAACAACACCGCUACAACUGGGACAACCCGAGCAUAUUCCACCACAGUACCCAGCACUCAAGGGUGUCAGCACAGAAGCAGUCAGAGCGAGGCUGAGGGUGCUGCAUUUCUUUUCUGAUUUGGUGUAUUCGUCAUGGAAACUUUUAAAUCUAACGUCUGGAGAGAUUGACAACCAUUCUUAUAAUCGUGGUACUACUGGUUUCGUACGAGGUCAACUGCGUCCAUUAUUAGCCACUCGUGUAUCGAACCUACCAAUAGUUCGCGCUAUAGGGCGGACCAUGGUGCAAGGCAAGAAUUAUGGACCGCAAAUCACUGUGAAAAGACUUAUUGGAAGYAGCAAAAAAUCAAAGCCAAUAUUCGUACAAAUUGCUCACCAAGUUGUCAAGCUCAAGUCAAGUGAUUUAUGUCUGCCCUCAAGAGCCUGGAAAGURAAGCUUGUUGGAGAAGGAGCAGAUGAUGCCGGUGGUGUGUUUGAUGAUACCAUUACAGAAAUGUGCCAGGAACUGGAGGAAGGUAUCGUCCCUCUUCUUAUCCAUUCACCMAACGCCACAUCAGAAGUGGGCUUUAACAGAGACAGGUUUUUGCUUAAUCCUGCUGCUACUACCGAUGACGAUUUAAUCUUGUUUAAGUUCUUGGGAAUCCUGUGUGGCGUCGCCGUUCGAACCAAGAAACCUCUUGAUCUACAUUUGGCGCCAUUAGUGUGGAAACAGCUGGUCGGAAUACCUUUAACACCUGAUGAUAUCGAGGAGGUUGAUUUACUCUACAUACAAAGCUUACGUGGAAUUCGCGAUAUCCAUGAGAGUGGUGUAGAUGGGGAUACGUUUGCUGAGAUCAUYCCGAUAGAGUCUUUCGAGACACUCAGCGCYGAUGGUCGCUUUGUACCCAUAUUCCCUAGCGGUCACAGCAUUCGUCUGACGUUUGAAAAUCGAAGUGAAUACGUAGAACAGGCGUUGCGUUAUCGAUUACACGAGUUUGAUCGGCAGGUUAAUGCCAUCCGUGAAGGCAUGGCAGGGAUAUUACCAGUCCCCUUGCUGUCACUUUUGACCGCGGAGAAACUGGAACAGAUGGUUUGUGGAUCUGAGCAGAUUAGUAUCGACAUGUUGAAGAAAGUUGUCAGAUACCGAGAAAUAGACCCUUCAGACACGCACAUUUCAUGGUUAUGGCAGACUUUGGAGUCAUUCACGAAUGAGGAACGAAUCCUCUUCAUGCGGUUUGUAUCUGGACGGUCCAGGCUACCAGCCAAUAUUGGUGACGUCGCUCAAAGAUUCCAGAUUGUCAAGAUAGAUAGGGAGGAAGAUAGUCUACCCACUGCGCAGACUUGUUUUUUCCAGUUACGUCUACCACCAUAUUCCAGCCCUGAAGCAAUGGCGGACAGGCU
This is a messenger RNA of Exaiptasia diaphana, 14156 nucleotides long. Its product is annotated as probable E3 ubiquitin-protein ligase HERC1. The record is from RefSeq and is a predicted model, not a curated record. Gene Ontology annotation, molecular function: protein binding; ubiquitin-protein transferase activity. NCBI's taxonomy places the organism in Eukaryota, Metazoa, Cnidaria, Anthozoa, Actiniaria, Aiptasiidae.